AUGUCGCCCCCGCCAAGCCCCGGGCAGCAGCUCGCCGCGCAGCAGAGCCUUCUGACCAAGAAGAUGGUCAUGGGAGGCAGCGUGGUGCUCUGGAUCGCUUUAAGCUUCUCCGUUAUCAUCUUCAACAAGUACAUUCUCGACAGCCGACUGCUCAACUGGCCCUUCCCCAUCAGCCUGACGAUGAUCCACAUGGCCUUCUGCUCGUCGCUCGCCUUCCUGCUCGUCAACGUCUUCCGCGUCGUGCAGCCGCUGCCCGGCGGGCUCAAGCCCGACGUCUACUUGACGAGCGUCGUGCCCAUCGGCGCGCUGUACGCGCUGAGCCUGUGGUUCUCCAACUCGGCGUACAUGUACCUGUCCGUGUCCUUCAUCCAGAUGCUCAAGGCGCUCAUGCCCGUCGCCGUCUACCUGCUCGCCGUCGCCUUCCGCAAGGACGCCUUCCGCGCCGCCACCUUCGCCAACAUGAUUCUCAUCGCGAUCGGCGUCGCCGUCAGCGCGUGGAGCGAGGCCAACUUCAACGCCACGGGCGUGCUGCUGCAGCUCGCCGCCGUCGCGUUCGAGGCGACGCGCCUCGUGCUCAUCCAGAUGCUGCUGACGGCCAAGGGCAUCUCGCUCAACCCCAUCACGAGCCUCUACUACAUCUCGCCCGUCUGCCUGCUCUUCCUCUCUGUGCCCUGGUUCCUCGUCGAGUUCCCCACGCUCGUCCCCGCCAUGGCGGCCGGCGCGCACCCCAGCGUGCUCGUGUUCGGCGCCAACUGCGUGUGCGCGUUCGCGCUGAACCUGGCGGUGUUCCUGCUGAUCGGCAAGACGUCGGCGCUGACGAUGAACGUGGCGGGGAUCAUCAAGGACUGGCUGCUCAUCGCCUUCUCCUGGUCCGUCAUUGCCGAUCGCAUCACCACUCUCAACCUCCUCGGCUACCUCCUCGCCUUCGCCGGCGUCUGCUGGUACAACCGCGUUAAGAUGCACGAGAUGAACGCCAAGGAAGCAGCCGUGAAGCAGGCGCAACAAACGGACGAGGAGACGGGCUUGCUUGAGGUGCCCAGAGAAGCUCAAAACACGACACUUACACCACUUCCUGCGCCUGUUUCUGUGGCGUUGGCUGAUCCCACUACGGGACCAGUCACUGCACGUCACACUACCACUUUACCGUGUCCUGCUGCUCCCUCCGGGUCUCUCACUGGGUUUCACGUCCCCUCGUUCUCCCGGAACUUGGUGGGCGUGCGACCCCUCGUGAGUCAGCACGUGGGUGUGUGGUUUGAGCCUUCUGGAGAGACUGCGGUUCCUACGUCUGUUCCAGUCGCUGCGUCGUGCUCCUGCCGGUCGCUUGCCCACCCUACUAUUCUGUGGCACCACCGGAUGGGGCACCCGUCCCUUCCUCGUUUGCGCGCUAUGUCUAGUCAGCGUCUUGUCCUAGGCCUCCCACGUGUCUUGCCGUCGCUGCCGCCUUCGCUUGCGCCGCCGUGUGGUCCCUGCGUCGAGGGUCGGCUGCGCGCCACCCCUCACUCCUCCUCCCUUCGUCCGGCCACCGAGCCUUUUGAGACGCUUCACUUGGACGUCUGGGGCCCCGCCCCUCGUCUAGGCCCUGAGCGUGAGCGCUACUUUCUGGUGGUCGUUGACGACUUCUCCCGCUACACCACAGUGUUCCCUCUGGCGAAGAAGUCUGAGGUGACUUCUACGCUGAUCAGGUGGUUGCUCACCACCGAGGACACUCGUGGUCGUCGUGUCAGCUGUCUCCACUCCGACCGUGGGGGUGAGUUUCGCUCCGGCAUUCUCGCUGGAUUCUGUCGCGAGCAGGGCAUUCGUCAGUCCUGGACGCUUCCAGAGUCCCCACAGCAGAAUGGGGUUGCUGAGCGUCGCAUAGGCCUGGUCAUGGAGAUCGCCCACACCUCCCUGACUCACGCCUGUGCCCCCCAUUUUCUGUGGCCCUACGCGGUCAGGUACGCCGCGCACCAGCUGAACCUCUGGCCACGUGUCUCUCGACCAGAGGUUUCACCGAAUAGUCUUUGGACAGGGUCCCCUGGUGUUGCGUCGCGGUUUCGUGUCUGGGGGUGCUUGGCUCUUGUCCGCGACACCUCCGCGGACAAGCUCUCGCCUCGUGCCAUCCUCUGUGUCUUCCUUGGUUUCCCUGAGGACUCCUCUGACUUCACCUUUUACCACCCUCCCUCUCACCGAUUCUUUGACUCCCGUGACGUCCGUUUCGAGGAGUCCACUCCGUACUACGUCAGGUGUGUCCCAGGCUACCCCUCCUCCUUCGGUAGCCCCUCCGGUACAGCCUCCCUCCCCACAGUCCUCCUCGCAGCGUGCCGCUGGUGCUAG
Messenger RNA from Closterium sp. NIES-65, 2313 nucleotides. The record is from the annotation of a GenBank genome assembly. Lineage: Eukaryota; Viridiplantae; Streptophyta; Zygnematophyceae; Desmidiales; Closteriaceae.